This is a messenger RNA of Oppiella nova, 711 nucleotides long. The record is from the annotation of a GenBank genome assembly. Lineage: Eukaryota; Metazoa; Arthropoda; Arachnida; Sarcoptiformes; Oppiidae.
UGUAGACACGCCCCCCUAUGCAGUGAAAGGCGUGUCAUUCGGUCCAAUGGCGCGAACCCUAUGUUUGCAUUGAAUGGCAGUAUUGGCGCACAAAUAGGCUGACAUUGACUCAUAAAUACGUUACACCAGUCUAUGCAGUGACUGCAGGCGUACAGUGAGUGUUGCAUCAACUCAAUCAACUCAUGACCACAUCUACUGAUCAUCACCACAACUGAUCCGCAUUUCUCUUCAAUCUAAGCAACACAACCGUGUCUUCAAUGUCUCACAAAAACAUCUAUUACUCGGACAAGUAUUACGACGACAAGUUUGAGUACAGGCAUGUAGUUCUUCCCAAAGACAUCGCCAAGAUGAUACCGAAGACACACCUCAUGUCUGAGGCCGAGUGGAGGGCGUUGGGAGUGCAGCAAAGCCAGGGUUGGAUUCAUUACGAGCGACACGAACCCGAACCACAUAUCCUGCUCUUCAAGAGACCCAUCACUCUGUCGGGUCCGCCGCCAUCACAAGUGGAACAGUUUAGGGCAGAACUCAACGAACAGUGAACUCCCGAUGACUGCACCAGUCAUGCCAUUGCAUCCACGACCGCAACAACGCUUUUAUCAAUGUUUUCAAUAUAUAUGAACCAAUCUAUUGAUCUAUUUUUUGCACUAAAUUUCCAAUUCUUGUAAAUAUGUGUCAAUUGUUUGAAUAAAUAAUUAUUUUUCAAAUCCAAUA